UUUGGUUUUGAGGGGAUUUGUAUUCUCGACCACCACUCGCAUGUCAUCCAGGCUAUGAAAAAUACAUUUUUUUACGUAGCUAGCUACUUUACGCAAAAGUGUUGCAUUUCGAAGGCCCAGGUGGAAGGAAGUCUUGACGGUGGUGGAUUAGUUCCUGACAGCAGCAGCAGGAGGGAAUGGUGGAAAGGGGUAUCAGACGAAAUAACAGGACCAUUUCCUAUCAAGACGGCCCAAUAAAAAUAUUUUAUAGCUCCUCUAGUUGAGAUGAAGCCUAGAAGAAGUCCUGCCUGGCCCAUCACAGAGUCUAUGCCGCUACCUUAAGCUUUAGAGGAGAGGAAUGAUGAAAUUAGAUAAAAAAUAAAGUGGAAGAGUGGAGGACCGCACCCCCCAGCAUCCCCCAAAAGCAGCAUGGCAGGACUCCAGCUGGUCACCCCCGCCUCCAAUCCCAUGGGGCCUUUCUUUGGUCUCCCGUGGCAACAGGAGGCCAUCCACGACAACAUCUACACGCCUAGGAAAUAUCAGGUUGAACUUCUUGAAGCAGCUCUUGAACACAAUACUAUUGUCUGCUUAAAUACUGGCUCAGGGAAGACUUUUAUUGCAGUACUCCUAACUAAAGAGCUCUCCCACCAAAUCCGGGGAGAUUUAGUGGAACAGGGGAAGAGGACAGUUUUCCUGGUGAAUGCAGCAUCGUCUGUGAUUCAGCAAGCAGCUAGUGUUAGGACCCACUCUGAUCUCCAGGUUGGAGAAUACAUGUGUGUGGAGAAGACCUCAUCAUGGUCCAGGGAAAAGUGGAGCCAAGAAAUGAUUGAAAAUCAGGUGCUCGUUAUGACGUGCCAUAUCUUCCUGCAUGUGCUGAAGAGUGGAGUGCUGCCACUAUGGAAACUCAACCUGGUGGUGUUUGAUGAGUGUCACCUGGCAAUCACGGACCAUCCCUACCGGGAGAUAAUGAAGCUAUGUGAGGGCUGUCCGUGCAGCCCUCGGAUCCUGGGCCUCACUGCAUCAAUUUUGAAUGGUAAAUGUGACCCGUCUGAACUGGAACAGAAGAUCCAGAACUUGGAGCGGAUCCUGCGGAGCAAUGCAGAGACAGCUACUGACCUUGUUGUCCUUGACAGAUAUGCCUCCCAGCCCAGAGAGGUGGUACUGGACUGUGGACCCUACCUGGACAAGAGCGGCCUUUCAGAGCAUCUACUGAGCGAGCUGGACGAGGCUCUCCACUUCCUCAACGACUGCAACAUACCUGUGCCUCGAGAGGACAGAGACCCCACCUUCAUAUCCAAACAGGUGUUGAGUGACUGCCGGGCGGUGCUGCUGGUGCUGGGGCCGUGGUGUGCCGACAAGGUGGCUGGCAUCAUGGUGAGGGAGCUGCAGAAGUACAUCAAACACGAACAGGAAGAGAUCAACAGGAAGUUCCUGCUCUUCACCGACACCAUCCUGAGGAAGGUCCACGCCCUGUGUGAGGAACUCUUCUCCCCGGCCUCUCUGGACCUGAAGUUUGUGACCCCAAAGGUCAUCCGUCUCCUGGAGAUCCUCCAUGAGUACAAGCCCUUUGAGAGGCAACAGUUUGAGAGUGUGGAGUGGUACAACAACCGCAACGAGGACAACUACGUGUCGUGGAGUGACUCGGAAGACGAAGACGAGGAUGAGGAGGUGGAGGUGAAGGAGAAACCCGAGGCUAACUUCCCCUCGCCGUUCACCAACAUCCUGUGUGGCAUCAUCUUCGUUGAGAGGCGCUACACGGCCGUCGUCCUCAACCGGCUAAUAAAGGAGGCAGGGAAACAGGACCCGGAGCUGGCCUACAUCAGCAGUAACUUCAUCACGGGACACAGCAUCGGAAAGAACCAGCCACGCAACAAGCAGAUGGAGGUGGAGUUCAGGAAACAGGAAGAGGUUCUGCGUAAGUUCCGUGCCCACGAGACCAACCUGCUCAUAGCGACCAGCAUCGUGGAGGAAGGGGUAGAUAUUCCCAAGUGUAACCUGGUGGUGAGGUUUGACCUGCCCACUGAGUACAGGUCCUACGUUCAGUCUAAAGGCCGAGCCAGAGCCCCCGUCUCCAACUACAUCAUGCUGGCUGAAAGUGAGAGGACCAAGACCUUCGAGGAAGACCUGAAGACCUACAAGGCCAUAGAGAAGAUCCUGAGAAACAAGUGUUCCAAGGCAGCAGGGGUCGGUGACUUUGAGGUGGAACCGGUGCAGGAUGAUGACAACAUCCUGCCUCCCUACGUGCUCCGCUCUGAGGAAGGAGGGCCCCGCGUCACCAUCAACACGGCUAUCGGACACAUCAACAGAUACUGUGCCCGUCUGCCCAGUGACCCAUUUACUCACCUGGCACCUAAGUGUAAGACCAAGGAGCUGAAGGAUGGGCGCUACCAGUCAACCCUCUACUUGCCCAUCAAUUCCCCUCUACGGGUGCCCGUCGCUGGGCCAAUCAUGAACUGUGCACGACUGGCAGAGAAGGCUGUGGCACUACUUUGUUGUGAAAAUCUUCACAAAAAAGGUGAGUUGGAUGACCACUUGAUGCCUGUGGGGAAAGAGACCGUGAAGUAUGAGGAGGAGCUGGAUCUCCAUGACGAGGAGGAGACCAGUGUUCCAGGCAGACCAGGAUCCACCAAGAGGAGGCAGUGCUACCCUAAAGCUAUACCAGAGUGUCUUCGGGACAGUUACCCUGUACCGGAGCAGUCUUACUACCUGUAUGUGAUUGGCAUGGUCCUCACCACCCCUCUGCCUGACGAACUCAACUUCCGCCGCAGGAAGCUCUACCCUCCAGAGGACACUACCAGGUGCUUCGGCAUCCUGACUGCCAAACCUAUACCUCGGAUCCCCCACUUUCCUGUGUACACGCGGUCUGGUGAGGUGACCAUCUCCAUGGAGCUCCAGAAGGCUGGGUUCACUCUGAGUGCUGUCCAGCUGGACCUGAUCACCAGACUACACCAGUACAUUUUCUCUCACAUCCUCCGCCUGGAGAAACCUGCUUUAGAGUUCAAUCCCACGCAGGCUGACUCCGCCUACUGCGUUCUACCUCUCAAUGUUGUUGAGGAUUCCAACACUCUAGAUUUGGAUUUUAAAUUCAUGGAGGACAUAGAGAAGUCCGAGGCUCGUGUUGGCAUUCCUACCACCCAGUACACCAAGCAGAACCCCUUCACCUUCAAACUGGAAGACUACCAGGACGCUGUCAUCAUUCCACGGUAUCGUAACUUUGACCAGCCUCACCGUUUCUACGUGGCUGACGUUUACACAGACCUCACACCUCUCAGCAGGUUCCCGUCACCGGAGUACCAGACGUUUGCUGAGUACUACAAAACCAAGUACAACCUGGACCUGUCCAACGUAAACCAGCCACUACUGGACGUAGACCAUACCUCCUCACGCCUGAACCUGUUAACCCCUCGUCACCUGAACCAGAAGGGGAAAGCCCUGCCCCUCAGCAGUGCAGAGAAGAGGAAGGCCAAGUGGGAGAGUCUACAGAACAAACAGAUCCUGGUCCCAGAGCUGUGUGCCAUCCACCCCAUCCCAGCCUCUCUGUGGAGGAAGGCUGUGUGUCUCCCCAGUAUCCUGUAUCGCCUUCACUGCCUGCUCACAGCCGAGGAGCUGAGGGCCCAGACAGCCAGCGACGCUGGAGUAGGAGCCCAGACCCUGCCCUCUGACUUCAGGUAUCCAAACCUGGACUUUGGAUGGAAGAAGUCCAUCGACAGCAAGUCAUUCAUCUGUCUGCGUGAUGAGGAUGAGGAAGAGGAGGAGGAGGAGGAAGAGGACAGCGGUGACGAUAACUGUAAACAGCAGGGCCAGACUGUAGCCCCUGACCCUGGACUUGCUGCUGCUGUUUCCCAGCAACCCUGUAGUGACUGUCAUGUCUCUUCUCGGCCUGAGGGGUGCGACAUCCACCAACGCCCCGAAGAUGACAGACCAGAGGACGAGGAGCCCCAGCAGCCAGACUCCGCCUCCUGCACUAGCAUCCUCGCUAACGGCACUGCCCCCAUUGCCAAUGACAACGGUGACCACGGCGACCAUUCACACCUUCACGACGGACGUGACAACUGCCAAUGUCUCCCGGCUGGUUCUGGUUUGCCACUGGAGAACGAAAAAGAAGUAUCAACACAAACCACUACCUCAGUUCUUCCUGUGCAGCCCUCUCUUAGCAUCGAGAACCAGAAUCUAACCCCAACACCCCCUCAGCCCCAGCCAGGGACCCAGCCUCUACCCCCUCAGCCCAGGCCAGGUACCCAGCCUCCACCCCCUCAGCCCGGGACCCAGCCUCCACCUCCUCUACCCACUCAGCCCCAGCCAGGGACCCAGCCUCUACCCCCUCAGCCCCAGCCAGGUACCCAGCCUCCACCCCCUCAGCCCGGGACCCAGCCUCCACCUCCUCCACCUUCUCAGCCCCAGCCAGGGACCCAGCCUCCACCCCCCCAGCCCCAGCCAGGGACCCAGCCUUCACCCCCCCAGCCCCAGCCAGGUACCCAGCUUCCACCCCCUCAGCCCCAGCCAGGCACCCAGCCUCCACCCCCUCAGCCCCAGCCAGGUACCCAGCUUCCACCCCCCCAGCCCCAGCCAGGGACCCAGCUUCCACCCCCCCAGCCCCAGCCCCAGCCUAGCGAUGAAUGUAGACCAGGGAGGACCUCAGAGCUCCGUGAGGGCGACGGACACCACGUGAAUCAAGCUACCUCAGACUGCUGCAGCCCAGCAACGAUGACGGGGCCCGCCGGCACAGCUCCCAUCACCACAACACCUUUACCUGACCCCUCAGAGGCCCUAGAGACCCAGGAGAUCACCACCAGCAGCUCUGUAGUGGGGGAUACCCUUGGCCCCUGCUCCAAGACCCUGGGGCCCAACCCUGGGCUCAUCCUUCAGGCCCUGACCCUGUCCAACGCCAGUGACGGCUUCAACCUGGAGCGUCUGGAGAUGCUGGGAGACUCCUUCCUGAAGCACGCCAUCACCACCUACCUGUUCUGUACCUACCCCGAUGCACACGAGGGACGACUCUCCUACAUGAGGAGCAAGAAGGUGAGCAACUGUAACCUGUAUCGUCUGGGAAAGAAGAAAGGUCUUCCUUGCAGGAUGGUGGUGUCCAUCUUUGACCCACCGGUCAACUGGCUGCCUCCUGGCUACGUGGUCAACCAGGACAAGAGCAGCGAAGACAAAUGGGACGAGGAUGAGGCCAAAGAGGAGCUCCUGGCCAACGGUAGUGCUGGAGAGGAGUUGUGUGUGGAGGAACUAGGGGAGGAGGUUCUGGAGGAGGAUGAAGAUCUGAUGUGGAAGGAGCCUAAAGACGAGGUCAACGUGGAGGACGACCUGGAGUACUACCAGGAGCACAUCAAGUUCAUCGACAACAUGCUCAUUGGCUCCGGUGCCUUCGGCAAGAAGAUUUCCCUCGGUACCUUCCCCCCUGCCCCCGCCACCCCUGGCCCAAGUCCCAGCCCCUCCGCCCGUUCCUCCUCCCCUGCAGCCGAGCCCAGCUACGGGGAGUGGAAACCCCCCAAGAAACCUGGCCCGGUCCCCACCCCCCACUACCCCUCAGAGCCUAGCGGUAGUGGCUCAGCAGAUGAGUUUGACUACAGCUCGUGGGAUGCCAUGUGUUACCUGGACCCUAGCAAGGCAGGGGAGGAGGAUGAUUUCGUGGUGGGUUUCUGGAACCCGUCGGAGGAGAACUGUGGGGCGGAGUUGGGGAAACAGUCUAUCUCCUAUGACCUGCACACAGAGCAAUGCAUCGCUGACAAGAGCAUCGCUGACUGUGUGGAGGCAUUGCUGGGCUGCUACCUCACCAGCUGUGGGGAGAGGGCUGCUCAGAUGUUCCUCUGCUCACUGGGACUCAAGGUGUUACCGGUUGAGAGGAGGAGGCUGAAGGAGAAGGGCGGGGUCAUAGAGGUCGUGAACCUUGACCUCCAGUAUGGCUGGCUGAAGAUCCCACCCCGCUGCAUAUUUGACCACCCAGACGCCGAGCUCACCCUCAACCACCUCAUCUCCGGCUUUGAGAAUUUUGAGAGGAAGAUCAGCUACACCUUCCAGAACAAGGCCUACCUGCUGCAAGCCUUCACACACGCCUCCUACCAUUACAACACCAUUACUGAUUGUUACCAGCGACUAGAGUUUCUUGGCGAUGCAAUUUUAGACUACCUCAUAACGAAGCACCUUUAUGAAGACCCGCGCCAACACUCUCCUGGCGUGCUCACAGACCUGCGCUCGGCGUUGGUCAACAACACUAUCUUCGCCUCCCUGGCCGUCCAGUACGACUUCCACAAGUACUUCAAGGCUGUGUCGCCCGAGCUGUUUCAUGUCAUCGACGACUUUGUGCAAUUCCAGCUGGAGAAGAACGAAAUGCAAGGCAUGGACUCUGAGCUUCGUCGCUCAGAGGAAGACGAGGCGAAAGAGGAGGACAUUGAGGUCCCCAAGGCAAUGGGAGACAUAUUUGAGUCACUAGCUGGAGCAAUUUACAUGGAUAGCAGAAUGUCACUGGAGACAGUGUGGCAAGUGUAUUAUCCAAUGAUGAGGCCACUUAUAGAGAAAUUCUCGGCUAAUGUCCCUCGCUCUCCGGUGCGGGAGCUAUUGGAGAUGGAGCCUGAGACAGCCAAGUUCAGCCCUGCAGAGCGGACGUACGACGGGAAGGUCCGUGUGACAGUGGAGGUCGUGGGCAAGGGCAAGUUCAAAGGCGUGGGCCGCAGCUACCGGAUCGCCAAGUCUGCUGCCGCGCGCCGGGCCCUGCGCAGCCUCAAAGCCAACCAACCUCAGGUCCCAAACAACUGAGCUUCACACGUUAACUAGCUAGCUACUGAUGCUAGCUACUGAUGCUAGCAACUGACGCUAUCUACCUACAACUGUCACUAGCCAGUAGCCACUGAUGCUAGCUUGCUACUGAUGUUAGCUAGUCGCCACUGAUGCUAACUACUGACGCUAACCAGUAGCUACCAGUGCUAGCAACUGAUGCUAGCUACCAACACAGUGCAGCAUUAGUCCUGUAUCUUCAGCCCUCAAUGGCACAACCAAGGCAGCCAGGGAACGUUCUGUGGAGACAUGGGGAAGUCACAACGAGAGCUGAUCUCGUUGUAACGGAUUUCACAUUUUAUUUUACAUUUUUUGCAAACACAAUCUUUCCUUUCCUUCUGUUCUCUGCUUUGUGUAAUCACAAGAGUGCUUUAUUAACGUAUAGCAAAGUGUUAAAAAGAAGAAAAAAAGGUCAGGUGUUGCUUUGUUUUUUUCUCACUUUUUUUAUUUUUUAUUUGACUUUUUGUUUGUUUAACCUUUGCUUUGUGUCAGUGAGAUGUUAGGCGUAUUAUGAGUAGUAUUAGAUUUGUACAUAGUUCAAAUCAAAGGUGUAAAUCUAAAAACGCUAUACUCCUCAGUCUGUGCACUAGUGCCAGUUUUAAAGCGGUUUUUAAAAUGCUAUUGCUAAGGAAAUGGCAAGCAGAGGCCAGACCACCAGUGAAGACGACCAGUGUGGCCCACCUCUGUCUGAACUCUGUCUUGAGAUGCUAUUCUUAGGAUGCGUCUAAAAUGGCACCCUAUCCCCUAUAUAGGACCCUAUGGCCCAGGUCAAAAGUAGUGGACUAUAUAGGGAAUAUGGUGCCAUUUGGGACGUAGCCUCAAUCAUUAUUGCACUUAUUCCAUUAGGGUCUGUUAUGUUCAGAAUUGUGUGGUCGGAUUGGACAACAAAAUCCUAUAUGUAACAAAAAUAUAUAUAUACAUUUAUGAUGAAAUAUAAAUAUUAUUUGCCUUACAUACUAAGGCCCUCCCUCGUAUCCUGAAAAAAAGAAUAGGAAUUCAACAUUCCCGCUUACUGUAAAUUUAAAAAUAGUUUUUAAACAGCACUCGAGGAUGCAUGUUCGUGUAGCUUAUGUAUUAAUAACCAUGGCAACUGGAUGGCUUAUAUAAACAUUUAUAAAUCUAUCAAUAUAUCUAGAGGGAAAGAGAUAUUAAAUGUUUAUUAUUAUGACAUAAGUCGACAACUUUAGUCUCAAGUAAUGUCUUUUGAUACCAAGAUUGAUCAUCUUUAUUUUGUUGGUCAUUUUGUAAGACUCAGAGCACCUUUUGAGUACAGUCUUUAGGACACAGGUUGUUCUUCUUUUUCAACAGAAUCGUGGUUCACACAUCCCUUCACUUUACCAAAGCUAAUACAGAUGUGACUCUACAGGGUUGCACAUGUGAAGUCAGUUCCUAGGGAUAUGCACACCAGCCUUUUUGUUGAAUUAUUUACUUCAAACACAUUGUGACAUAGCGUCCACGUUAUGUGACUACAUAGCCUCUUAGACUAAAUGUAUUUUAUUUUCUCUCAAUAGUAUCAAUAAGCCCUCUUCACUUGAAUACCUCAGUUGAUUGCAUGCAUUUGUUUUUGGUGCUAUGUUUUGUUGUAUUAAGCUUGAAUUUCUCAUCCUUUUUGCACUGUAACUAUAAUACCUCUUUCUUUGACCUUUUUGAAAUCUGUCAGUUGGGUUGGUUGUCCUGUUCUAGCAGCCUUCAAGCUGUAGUGGUUCAGUUGCAUCGGUGUUUUCUUUGAUUUUCUUCUCUCCCUGCCCAAUUGAUUUAAUGCUUGAUGAUUUGGUGGGGUAAAUCCAGAGGGUAUUCUCAUUCUGCACAUACAUGGGCCUAAACUAAUGCCUUCAGUCUCUGUUGAGCAUCAGUCCUCUUCAAAGGAAGAAGACAUGAAUUGGCCAUGAUCAGAUGGAGGGGGCCUCCUGUACUGUAGCUUGUUGAAGUAAACCGAUUGCACUCUAUAUCUCUCACCGUGUGUGGCCAGCGCAGUCUUAGUGUAUGUCGAAGGCCUUUGCAAGACUACUUCGGAUUCAGCCUUUUACGAUUGUCACAUGUCACACUGUGCGAUGUUACCAAAUUAAAAUCUUGAUAUCAACUUUG
Messenger RNA from Oncorhynchus mykiss (rainbow trout), 8838 nucleotides. NCBI's taxonomy places the organism in Eukaryota, Metazoa, Chordata, Actinopteri, Salmoniformes, Salmonidae. The record is from RefSeq and is a predicted model, not a curated record.